UGUUAUUAUUUUUUAUACUAGUAACAUUAUAAUAUAACCUCUGUGCAGGAAAAAUAUAUUUUGGGUUUUGUAAAAAAUCCUAUUUAAUUGGAUUUAUAUUUCCCCAAAAAACCCAACAUGUCUAAUCUUCCUUACGGCCCGCCUGUGAAAAUCUCACCUUUGAUCAGAUUUGGUCGCUGGUCGUUCCUGACAGCCGGCAUCCUGUACGGCGCCUUCCACCAGAGCCGCCUCUCCAAGAAGGAGACCAAGCUGCGAGAGAUCGAAGCCAAGGAGAAGGUAGUCAGGGACGAGAGGCUGAAGAAGGAGAAGGCAAUCGCUGCUGCCGCUGAACUAAAAGCCCUGGAAGAAAUGGUCGCCACCAAGAAAUAGAGGGAAGCACUGUCAACGUCUAGUUUAUAAGUCAAUAGUGGGUACCGUCAAUAUAAUGCCGCCAUUUUGAUACCAGUGUUGCCAUAUGUAAAAAGAUCUUACAAAUAAUGGACAAUAUAAAACAAAAUGGUGAUAAUUCCAACUUAAUAAAUUAUGUUGUAUUUAUAAAAAUAUAGCUGUUUAAAAUAUUA
Molecule: messenger RNA, 560 nt
Organism: Bicyclus anynana (squinting bush brown)
Lineage: Eukaryota; Metazoa; Arthropoda; Insecta; Lepidoptera; Nymphalidae
Gene: ATPsynE
Product: ATP synthase subunit e, mitochondrial
Exons: 3
Coding region: 118-369 (83 amino acids)
Biological process (GO): proton motive force-driven ATP synthesis
Molecular function (GO): proton transmembrane transporter activity
Source: RefSeq, a predicted model, not a curated record